Trypanosoma brucei brucei TREU927 is the source of this 6054-nucleotide messenger RNA. RefSeq lists its product as hypothetical. The record is from RefSeq and is a predicted model, not a curated record. The transcript has a single exon. Lineage: Eukaryota; Euglenozoa; Kinetoplastea; Trypanosomatida; Trypanosomatidae. Bases 1 to 6054 code for a protein of 2017 amino acids.
AUGAAAGCGGAAGGGCAAUUAUUUUUUAUGUCUUACUUUUGUUUUAGCUCUCUGCUAACUUUACUUACCGAGUGCCGUACGCCAACUUGUGUGUCUUUUGUUUUUUGUCUCUUCCGUUUGAUAAGGGCUUCUACUCCGUUUCUCUCUCCAAUAGCUCUAGAAGAGGGUUGGAUCGUGAGGUGGACGCACAGGAGGAAGAAGCAGAUGCUCCAACUGUCCACUUCGUACCUUCAACGCCUACAACGGCUUUAUGCCCAUUUUAAGCAGAACCUUCACACGCUAUUAGGGGGUUGCUGCACUGCUGUUGAGCUUCUUGACGAGGAUGACCUGACCAACUGGUUCGUUCAGUUGCGCUACGAGGAUGAGAACAAGAAAGAGUUUAUCAUCUCCCUGCGAGUGCUUUUUUUAGAAGAGCUGCAGCGCAUGCCACUUGUUUUUGUUGUCUCGCCCCGUCUCUUUGCGACGUUUAUCCAUUAUGGAGCCAUUUGCUCUUUUGAACUCAUGUCUCAGCAGUGGACGGUGGAUGUGGAGGGUCUCAGUUUGCUGUUUCACUCCCUUUACACAACACUCAACCCGUUCGGGUGUGACAGCAGAGUAACAGUUGAUGAGUCGCGGCGGUGGUUGGUUGGGAAUGGAGCUCAUGGAGGAAACGACGAUGCCGCAUGGAUGCCACAGCAGUCAGCCGCUUCCGCCUACUCUCUUGAGGAGCAUGACUUAGGAAUCCAACACAUUCGAAACUCCCACCCGCAUCUCUUCAGAAGUAAGGUUACUGGACAAAAGCGAAUUCCCGAGGCAAACCAACUUGCAACAAGGGAGGGGCUAUCAGCAGCAGCCACGGCAGUAACGAACGAUGAGGGGCAGCGCAGUUCUGCAAUCACAAGUGAUGACGGGAUUGAAGGGGAUUCGGGCACGACACGGAGGGAGAAGGUGGUGUGUUCAUGUGGAGAAUUGCAGCAGAUGCGUUUCUCGUCUGAGGUGAUGGACAUUUUCUUGGACGCUCCACGAAGGCGGGCGUUGUUUCAGUCACCGGAGCACCCUACCAAGGACACGGUUGUGGAUGAUGAUAUGUUCGUUUGCAACCUCCCGUCCACCAGUGGCGCACUUCGCGAAAACUUAUCUUUUAACAUUUUGCUUGCGCCGCUGUGCGCGAGGGAAGGGAUGCUUAAUCCACCGCUAGAUAACAAUGCGAAUCCCACAGUCAAUAGCCCCGCUUUUGGGAGUUCAGCUGGGGCGGGAGAAUGCAAGACGGAUGCCGCCGAAACAAUGGAAAAUGAAGUUUUGUCUCGCUUAGCCGAGGAGGGGAGGGACGAGGUGACCCCAGUGAUCUGCACAUGCGCUGCAAGUGAAGGAGAAGCUGGAGAAGAAAGCAACUCCGUUGGCGAAGGGGGGAGUGGGGGGACUGGGAUCAACUGUGCCUUCUGCGACAAGAACAAAACCUGUGAAUGUGCCCCCAUCCGACUGGUCCUUUGUGGUGAGGGUGGGAGCGGAGUAGAGUCUUUCCUCACCUCCAUCAGAUGGUCAAGCACCACCGAGCAGUGUGUAAUUCCACCAGAUUGUACGUUACGGUUGCAAAAACUCGAGGUGUAUGCCUCCGUUAUCACCGUAUUAGGAACGCUGGAAGUAGAUAGUUGUAUUGUCACCGGAAGCAUUGUGGUGGAAGGGCAGGGUCAAGUGAUUUUCUCUCGUUCAAAGUUGUUCGUCGAUGUGCCGGAUGGCUACCGCGAGGGAAUUCUAGUAUUGGAUGAAUCGAAGUUGGAUCUGCGCGAUGGGACCGUGAUGAAGCGCUAUGCUCCCCCUUCCGCUGAUUGCCAGGACACUGGUUUUACGGGAGUGGCCUCCCUGAACGUUUUGCAUUCUUUUAUUCAUGUUUCAAAUAGCGCACGGUUGUGUGCCCGUGGCGGAUGCAGUAUUGCACCGUCCGAGUGUGAGCGGGUUAUUCUUGCUGAGCAGGAUGCUUCUGUGGAUAUCUCUGAUUGUGACAUCAUGGCUGGCUACAUCAAUGCCGUGAGCGUUGCUGGAUGCCGGGCUUUUUUCGCUGGCACUCGGUUUUAUGGCGGGGAUCAAGUCGUUUUUGAGGCAUCCGACGGUAACCGUCCCACGGGCCUCAGUGUAGAGCUGGGUGGAUUGGUUACCGCCCGUCACUGCCUCGCUGAGUACGUUUAUUUUGGUUUUUCAGUGAUAUCACACUCGGUGGCACACUUCUACAGUUGCCACGCUGAGCACGUCGUUAACGGAUACACAGUUGAAGCCUCACGUGCAACAUUUGACAGCAGCUCUGCCUUCACAAAUCAUGUGGGCAUAUUUGCUUUGAACGGUGCCAAGUGCACAAUCAACAACGACGCAGGACCCCCAGAGCUAUUUGAGAAACGCUGCCGCACGCUACUGGCGCUACGUGGUCGUGAAAACGGCUGGUACCGACUGCCUCUAAUGAAUACCUGUGGAUCUGGGGGGGAUAACGAGAGCAAUGCAGUUUUUACUGUGGAGGGAGGUGAGCUGCGGUACGACAUGGGUCGCGGCUGGCGCGGCGUACACAAGUCUGCCCUGCCGUUGGCUGUGGAUGAAGUUGAGCAAGAAAAUGAUUAUGUCUCCUCUAUUAGAAGAGCUUUUUCGAAAAAGCGGAGGGGAAGUGGCACCACCAAAAGUAAAGCGAAUAAAGCAAACAAUAGCAAUGACUGUGAAGGUGUAGCAACGGAAGCGAACACGGAGACCUUACUGCCGCUGUCGUUCGUAGGAGGUGCAUUUGGGCUAGAGGUACGCGAGGCAACUGUCGUGGCCAGGGGUUUGAUACUGAAGGACACCGGGAUAACAUCCAUAUUUGCCUACGAUAAAAGUUCUAUCGAGUUAACCGACGUGAUCGUCAUGUCGACACUUCCGGCAUCGCGUAAAACGUGCGCGGUUAGAAUUGUGAACAGUAGUGCAACAUUGAGUCGCUGCUUAGUUACUGAUCACUCUCUUGGGUUUACUGCCUCCCAAGGAUCUGUUGUUCUUUGCAGGGAAUGCGUGGGGGUGUGCCGAUCCAACAGUUUUGUGUUUGAUGGUGCGGAGUGCAGGUUAUAUUCCUGUGGGGCAUACGCAGAGCAGGUUGGGGUGCUCGCCUUUAAUCAGUCUAAGCUUAGCAUAGACAACUCGGACGCACCACACUGUAUAUUGGGUGGCAUCCCCUGCAUUUUUCAGUGCCGCAUUCGCGGAUUGGAUAGCCGGUCGAGUCACGUUCGAUGCGUUGGCGUUACCGUCCGUGGAAGUCUUGAGAGCGGUUUUACUUCUCACAACGGUGGCUAUUUAUGCCUCAAAAAGUGUAUGGUGGACAUGAGCGAUGACCCGUUCCAUGGCUGUACAGCUUCCGUAGCGCCGCCCGAUUUACCAGGCGAGCCCCAAUCGACUGAAUCGCCGGUGUACGCGCCCGUCAUCACUUGCAGUUCCGUAAGUGUCGACGGAGGGUGCGGCGUUUGCAGGGAUUUGGAUGAGACCGCCACGACUUCCCCCACGUGCUUAUGCGGUGGAACGUGGAGUUUAGGUGUAAAGGCGUGGGCAGGUAGCCAUUGUGAGUUAACUGCGUGCGAAGUUCGUCACGUAACUUUUGGUUACGCCGCGCUUGACGCGGAUACGGAGAUGGAGGCCUGGCAAUGUGUAGCGUCCGACGUUGCCAACGGUUACCUGGUGGAUAGUGCGAAAUGUUGUCUUAAUCACUGUACUACUGAGUGUAACCAUGUUGGUGUGCUUGUGCUCAAUCAGGGAACGUGCAUUGUUCAUCACGGAAGUUACAGGGCGCGGGUGUGCGGUAUUGAGAACAGAAACGGCAUUGUGCAGGUUGAGGGCAAUGUGAAGAUUAGCGGAUUCUCGCGCUCAGGUGUCCACGUAAACUGCGGUGCAAGAUUUGACGCGACGGUGGAUAGCCUCUUAGAGGUCAGCGUAUCCGGAGACUUUGGAGCAUGUCGGCUGUCAGGCCCUUUGGGACCCGCAACCACUUGCUCUAGUCUUUGCGGUCAACCCCCAUCUUGUUUUGUGAUGGACAAAGGGACGGCUGUUAUUCAUAAUGCAGUGUUUGGCGGCGGCGCGGCGAUUGCGGUGAGGUGUGGUGCCGAAGCUGUCGCGUACCUGUAUCGGUGUAAGGCAGAGUUUUGCAACGUCGCCUUCAACGCUCUAGUUGGGUCGAACGUGUAUCUAUCUGAUUGCUUAGCACAAAAUGUGUGGAAUUACUCGCUGUUAGUUUCCCAUGGCGGAGCUAUCCGCGUGACAGCAUCACAGGUGUUUUCUCGUUUUUCCAGUGUGAAGAAUGUCUUCAGCGUCCUGCAGGGGAAUGUGAGAAUUUUUGGGAAAUGUGUACUCGACAACACCGUUCUUCACCUGGACGGUGAUGCUGCUGCCGCUGCGGAUAUGGCGCCGCAGUCUCUGGAGUUAGAUGGUGUAUUAGAGCAAGUGGGGUGUCCCAUUCGUGUUUAUGAAGGCGGCCAGCUGUCCAUGAACUCGUGUUAUGUAAUAGUGCAGGAAACGCAAGCUGCACAGUUGAAUGUCCUGGAAGAAGACAAAUGUGAUUGUGGGCACAAAUGCCCGGCAGUGCGGGCUGCCAUCUUUGCUAAGGGAUCGAAUGCGUAUGUUCGACUGCGCAAUGUCUUGCUGCAAUGUGUUCCAACACCAUGUCUUGCAAACAAAGCCGGUUUGUCUCGCGGCACUUCAUCUGGCCAUGUCCCCCGUGCCACUGAUUCAUUUAAGCCUGGAGAAAUAGGCCAACUUCACAGCAAGGUGAUUUGGCACACAUUAGUACUGCAUAGCGGGGCCAGGGGUGAGGUGUGCGGGGCUGCUGAUGUAGUUCCCCCAAUGCACAAUAAGAAUAUGACAUUUUUCUUUCACCGAAGCACAUCAGAGGGAGCCACUCACUCCGGGAGGUUACCAUCACGAGAAGAGUCCAGAAGACCUGCGGCUGCUGUGGCGGGUGUGCCGCGUGAUGACGUACGCUACCGCACAUCCGCAGCUGAUAUUGAUAUUGGUCCAAGACAAAAUGGUGGGUGCCCAUUAAAUGAAGAAAGUGACCAGCAAGCACCAAAACCCACGAAGCGGAGUGAUUCAGACACCCCAAUAUUGCCUGUACGCUUGCAUGUUACGGAUGGGUCUUCAUUGGUGUUGGAGAAUGUACGUGUGCGACGGCUUUCGGUGGCAAUGGAUUCAAGGGUUGCUGCCACUCGCUGUGUUUUUGCCGGCUCGGAGGCUGUAUUUGUUGUUAGUGACAGCUCUCUGGAGGCAACUCGAAGUGUAUUUAUAAGUGCUGUUGGGGGCCCUGCCUUACAAGCAGAGUGUGCCAAGGUAUCACUCACGGGAUGUAGCGGCUACUGCAUCUACAAGGAGAUCAUUGUAGCAAGACAUGCCACAGUAACACUGAAGAAUUCUGUGUUGCAUGCAAUAGCCUCUUCCACGGCUGCACAUGGCGGAAUCCAAUCACCCACAACUUCUAUCCCGUGGAGCGACUUGCCAUGGUGUGCUGAUAACCAACCAUGGGAUUAUGGAAAUGAGGGAAAGCACUCGAGGUCCGGGCCAAUACAAGGACUAGAUAUAAGUUCGUUUACCUUAGCAGCUGUCCAAUGUGGCCAUUCCACACAAUUUGGUAGCUGCGGCAGUUGCUAUGAGGCACCGGGGGGAUGCGAGGUGAGUGGAUGUGUGAGGCUGCAAGGCGGCACUAAUCAUGAAGGGGAGUUGCGCAACUUCAGUAGCGGCUUUGCUUCGCCACGUUUGAUGGAAGUAAAGAGUCCAGUGGAACCAAGUCUCAUGAACCAUAAUGCGGGUCAAACUAUCCGCCCCUCGCUGCACGCGUCGGAGCAACCUGCUCUCCAUCAACGAACAAGCGUGAGGCUGGAAGAUUCCCAUUUACGCCUCUGCCUUCGCACACGCAUUGAAGGUGCGGUUGUGGCCGACGCUGCGAGUCAUACGCGUGUCUCGCGACCUCCACAACCAUGGCGUGUAGUAUGCCUCCUGAGAGAUGUGUCGGUGAAUAUCUCCGUUAUUAUAUCGAAUAAACUUGUGAGUGCAGUUAAAUUCCUUCAGUGGCCACUAAAACGUGAGUGA